UUAUAUUUUUUGUUUCUGCAAAAAAUGUGCAAGAACAAAAACUAUCCAUCGCUCGCAGCAAAUUUUUAUUCCAAGAACGCUCGCGUGCCAUGGGCAGCAGCAUUGUUUUGAAUAAAAUGGAACAAGUUGCAAAUAGAUUCCUGAUGAAAAUUAAAUUGGAGGAGUUGCAGCAAGGUUUUGACGAGCCGACAAAGUUUAUACCGGCUAGAAGUUUCCUGGAAGCCGUCGAAGACAUGAAGAAGUCGAAAGUUUUUAGAUUGUUGAAGGCGCUGCCCAAAGGUGCGGUUUUGCAUGGACAUGAUUCAGCGCUCAUCAGUUCCGAGUUUUUGUUCAAAAUGACUUACGCUAAAAAUCUUUGGGUAAAAGUGAAUGAUAAGAAUGAAUUUCAGGAGUUUAAGUUUGCUAAAGAGAAGCCUGGGAUUGAUGGAAAUGAUAAAUGUCAAAGUUGCCAGUGGAACAAUCUAGUGCAAUUGCGGGAUACCAACACAAGUACGAAAGUUGAUGAAUGGUUGAAACCACAAAUGAGUCUGAAUAGCCAGCAUGCAGGUAUGGAUGUCAACACUAUUUGGAAGCGUUUUAUGCUCCAGUUCAAAGUGGUAUCACCUUUAGUGACCUAUAAACCGGCCUGGUGGUAUAUUUUAUACAAUACUUUCAAAGAAUUUUAUGAAGACAAUGUCAGUUACAUGGAAAUCCGUGGACGUUUUAAAGAGCUGCGUGAUCUGAACAGUAGGACCAUGGAGUCUCUACAAGUAGCCAGAUUUAACCGGGCGGUUCUGAAAUCUUUUCAAAAACGUCAUCGAGACUUCUAUGGAGCCAGAUUUAUCUACUCACCCUUGCGGUUCUUGAAUGAAACCACAUUCGAACCACACUCAGUUUUAUUACGGAAACUCUUGCGCCAUUAUCCCGAUUUUGUGGCAGGUUUUGAUCUAGUUGGUCAGGAGGACAUCGGCUCUACUUUAAAGAAUUUGACGAGGAGCAUCUUGAAGGAAAAGGGAAGAACUAAGUUCUACUUUCAUGCCGGCGAGACAAAUUGGAGCGGUUUUCAUUCCGAUGAGAAUUUGGUGGACGCGUUGUUGUUGGGCGCGAAAAGGAUUGGGCACGGGUAUGCAGUCACAAAGCAUCCAAAGGUUGCAGAAUACAUAAAGAGAAAAAGAAUAGGAAUCGAACUGUGUCCCAUCUCUAACCAAGUCUUGGGUUUAGUGAAGGACAUGAGGAAUCAUCCGGCGGCAGCAAUGUUCACCGACGACUAUCCGAUCGUCAUAGCGCCGGACGACCCGGGAUUCUGGGGAGCCAAAGGAGUCACAUACGAUUGGUACGAAGCGUUUAUGGGUCUUGCAGCCAGGUGGCAAGACCUUCGAUUGCUCAAGCAGCUGGCAUUGAAUUCCAUCGAGCAAACUUCUCUAAACCGAAAACAAAAAUACGAACUGUGGAGAUUAUGGAAUAAGAAAUGGAAUAGAUUCAUUCAUGAUGUCAUCAGGUACAAAGGAAUCUUUCCUGAAGAAAAGAAACCGAAGAAGAAUGCAAUUCCGAAGUAUGUGAAGGCAUUGGGAGAAUAAAACGGAUUUGGUAUUAUAAAAGGGCCGGAUUAAGCGUUUCGUCCUUGCAGAGUCACUUGAAUUAUUCAUUUUUCGACAUG
Molecule: messenger RNA, 1636 nt
Organism: Ctenocephalides felis (cat flea)
Lineage: Eukaryota; Metazoa; Arthropoda; Insecta; Siphonaptera; Pulicidae
Product: adenosine deaminase 2-like
Exons: 4
Coding region: 90-1556 (488 amino acids)
Biological process (GO): inosine biosynthetic process; adenosine catabolic process
Molecular function (GO): adenosine deaminase activity
Source: RefSeq, a predicted model, not a curated record